AUCAGUGUUACCUUCUGAGUUUCCGUAGCUUAUGAAAGCGAAGGUUAGCCGUGUGCUACUUUGGAAACUGAUGUAGUGACAUUGAAGACAUUUACGKUUUACUUUGCUGAAUAAUAACAGGGUCUCAUCAUGGUGUCAGGAAAGCGUCUGGCUGACAUCGGCUACCGGACUUUUUCUGCCUCGAUGAUCCUGCUAACGAUGUACGGAGGCUACCUGUGUGCAGUGGCAGGAUACCACUUCGUCCAGAAGCGAAAACAGCUGAAAUUAGCAGCAGAGAACCAAGAUCCUGAACUCAUGAAAGGCUGACAUCAUGAGGACUGUAUUAUGUUUUGUUUUGAUUUUUGCACAGAUGUGGACAUUUCCCAUUCCUCUUUAAGUUUUUGUUCACCUCUGCAUUAUGAAGAGGUUAAAUCCUCCCUGGAUGUCUGUGUAACUUCCUCAAGUAACUCACAAAAGUAAUUUGUGUUUACAAAAUCCACAAAUAAAUGAAUUCAAAACGUA
Messenger RNA from Austrofundulus limnaeus, 501 nucleotides. It is a transcript of the gene cox14, whose product is annotated as cytochrome c oxidase assembly factor COX14. The transcript has 2 exons. The record is from RefSeq and is a predicted model, not a curated record. The coding region runs from base 130 to 306 and encodes 58 amino acids. Lineage: Eukaryota; Metazoa; Chordata; Actinopteri; Cyprinodontiformes; Rivulidae.